UCACUAUCAGAUUCAGUCGUGAGUGCAAAGUGGAAUCAAGUACUCGUCACGUCGCUUCGAUAAGGAAAACAAUCCCCGAUGCUGUCAAAGUUCCACCAGCAGGCCGUCAUGGCCGGCAGCGUGGACUACUUCUGCCUGGCGUGUGAUGACGUCAUCCGGAGCGCCGCCGCCGCCGCCAGGCACGUCAGGAAACCGGUGCACGGAAAGAACUUGAGCGGGACCGGCUAUGUGAGUGUUGGCGGGUCGGAGCGCAUACGGAAGGUGAAAAAAGGCUAUUACUGCGAAUUCUGCAACAUUCUCGUCGCGACCAUCACAAAGACCAACUCACACAUAAAGGAGGAGACACACUUGUUCAACAAAUCGCACCCGUCAGCAGCUGAAGCGGUCAAGGAGUCAGCGUUCCUCAGGAGAGUGAAGACUACAGUCGUAGCGUUUGACGACAUCGCUAUAGCAGACUUGGCGUGGGAAGGAAUAAUUGAAAACUCCUGCGUAGUAUGCGAUGUGGAGGUGGAUAACGCCAAUAUACAUAAGAGCAAAGUGGAACAUACCCUUAAUGUUAUUAAAGCUAAAUUACAAAUUGGCCCAGAUAAUAUUUCUCGUAAGAUUGACGAUUCUACGUAUCAAUGCCUUACAUGUAACACGAUUGUGGCAGCCGAGGAUAUAAUCCCACACUUCGACCAACCGGAGCAUUCCAGACUUUAUCUCGAGCGUCGUAAAGCGAAACGUGCUCUCAUCAAAAAAACUGAUGCCGAUAGUCGACAAACUACAACAACUAUAAGCGACGCAGUUAACGCUGAAUCAGAAAAGAAGAAUGACAAACAUAAUGCAACAAAAGAUACUAAACUUAAUGCUGAAACAGUAAACAAUAAUGAAAAACAUAAAGCAAUAGCAAAAAUAACCAAAAAAGAAACCGAUGAAACUGCAAAACUACCUACAUCUAGUCAGAACAGAACCAUGAUAAUAGAAUCUAUAGAAGGUUUUCACAAAGAGAAUAUUCUUAUCGACCUGAUUGGUGACAAGGCGUUCUGUAGGGUAUGCGCAAAAAACGUUAGCUUUGCGUUUGAUGCAAUUGUCAUACACAUAGAGGAGCACCGACAGCAGAACAGAGCCGGCCCCUCGACAUCAGCUAAAACAUCAGCACAGCCAAGCAAGGCAGACGACACUAGCGCAAUCCAAGUUGCGGAGAAUCCAGACGAAAAGAAAGCAAAGCAAGAAUUUGGGAAAGAUAACGUCAUAAGGUUCGAGAGCGACGGGUCCACUUUCUGUCUGCUGUGUAAGAUGAAAGUAUCCUCAUCUUUGGAGCUCCUCAAGAAGCACGUUGAAGGGCACAAAACGGGCAUGCCCACUGUCCAGUACAUCGAAAAGUUCAUAAUUUUUAAAGUCCCGGAAAGGCAUGGGGUGAUUAUUAACAACCAGAUUUGUUUGGAGUACCGCAGUUUCUUAUUCUUGAGACAAAUGGAUCGCGAGGGCGUUCUGAGAUGCGUUGCGUGUCAAGUGAAUGUUUACAAGCACAGAGUGGAGGAGCACAGAGAGACCCACAGGCAUCGACGCAUUAUGGAGGAUACACCAGUGCUUACUACAACUUCAGCCACUUCAGAGUUCAUAAGGAAGGUAAGGCCGGACACCUACCACUGCGGUUUCUGCAACCAACUGGAGAUAGGCCUCGCCAGCCUCAGCGACCACCUGCAGAGCUCAUCGCAUCAAGAACAGAAGGAGCUAAGCACACGGAUCCUACAUGACGUUCUAAUGGUGGAGAAUUUACGGGCAGCACGAGAUCGAAGACUAAUGAAUGCUUUAGCUUCUAUGAAUCUUUUUGGCAUGUACUCAGAUAUAUGGGAUUCUGACUAGUGACUUAUGACUUAUGAUUUUAAUUUUGAACAUUGGGCACGAAAAGAUAUUAUCGAAAAUAUUUAGUAGGUAUAAGUUUAUCUUUGUAAUUAAUCAAAUAAAGUUGAUUCUAGCGUUUGCC
Plutella xylostella (diamondback moth) is the source of this 1969-nucleotide messenger RNA. RefSeq lists its product as uncharacterized. The record is from RefSeq and is a predicted model, not a curated record. NCBI's taxonomy places the organism in Eukaryota, Metazoa, Arthropoda, Insecta, Lepidoptera, Plutellidae.